GAGAAGCGACUAAGUAGAAUCAUCUAUAAAAAGAUGGCGUCUCUUAAAGAGGACAGUGAAGAUCUGAGGAUCACAGAAGUGUUCACACUGAAACAUGAAGAUCCUGAGGAACAAACAGGUGAUAGAAGACUAUUAAUGACUGACUGAAACACCGGAAACCUGCUGAAGCGACUGGGCGAGUAUAAAGAUGGCGUUUAUUAAAGAGGAGAGCGAAGACAUCAGGAUUGUAGAAGUGUUCACACUGAAACAUGAAGAUCCUGAGGAAGAAACAGGUCUGAUGGAGCUGAAAGAAGAGACUCAAGAGCUUAAUGAAAUGGAGGAAGUAGAUUCGCAACAUGAUUUAAGGACUGACGAAGAAUCCACAGAAGGAGUUCAGGAGACCGAAUCUAAUUUCAAGUGCUGUCACUGCGGGAAGUGUUUCAGCAAUGAACAAAACCUUGAAAUCCACAUGAGGAAUCAGAAUGGAGAGAAGCCUUUUAUCUGCAAAAAGUGCGGAAUGGGUUUUUCCCAAAACCGAAAGCUUCACGUUCACAUGAGAAUUCACACGGGAGAGAAACGCUUUCCCUGCCCGCAAUGUGGAAAGUGUUUCACUGUAAAAUACAGCCUCCGAGUGCACAUGAGAGUCCACACUGGAGAAAACCCUUACACUUGUCCUGAGUGUGGAAAAGGCUUUAAACAGAAAAACAGCUUUAAUUACCACAUGAGAACUCACAAAGGUCUGAAAAUUGUAGAAACAGAUUCAGUCGAAGUGGACAUCUAAAAGUCGUCUUGAGAGUUUCCACUGGAGAGAAGCCUUACAUCUGGCAGAAGUGCGGAAGGCAGCAAACCUUCAAGUUCAAAAGAGAAACGUUUUGCCUGCCGACAAUGUGGAAAGUAAAAACUCCCUCUAGUACUACAUGAGAAAUCUCAAACGUUAAAGAUCUUUCAGCUGCCAACAGUGUGGAAAAAGGGUCCCGACAAAACAAAAUACAACACAAGUGUGGUGAGUGUCACACGUGGAAACUAACUAAAGGAGAUUACAUUAGUUUUCAUGGGUAACACUGGUGUUGUUUUGAAAAGUGCUGAAAGUGAAGGAGUCAGGAAGGUGGAGGUUAAUACUCGUAUGCAAAGAUGACCAAUCUCUCAGCUGAAAUUUAUGAAGGGAUUCUGGAAAGUAUCCGAGCAAUACAUCGUUUUGAGUCCUACCUUCAGACUGUGGAAUUAUAAAUGUGUAAUAUCUGGGAAUAUAAACUGACAAAGUUAUACAGAGUAUGUGUGUUCAGGCUUCCUAGUUGUAGACAGUAAUAUUUACCAUUUGGCAGGGUCCCAAAGUAAUGCAAAUGCUAAUUUCAAGGACGCUGUGCCUUAGGCCCCAUUUACACCGGCAGUUAAAUGUGACCCAAUUCUGAUUUUUGGGUUAUAUGUGACACAGAUCGGAUCUGGUCUCUGACCGUGUAAACAAGAAGAAAAAAAAACAUUCGGAUAUUCAGAGAUCUGUUUCAGGCCUUCUUCAUAUGUGGAACAGGCAAAAAACAGGCAAAUCGGAUUUAUUAAGGCAUUCCGUUUUGUACAUCAUUAAACUUGCGACAGUGUGGUACUUCUCCGUGGUUUAACGAUGUAGUAAUGAUGUAAUGAAGGAAGAGCAUGUGUGGAGACGCCAACGCAGUAAACAACAACAGAGGAAACAUGGAGGAGGAUAGUGGUCAGUGGUCGACAGCAGAAGUUACCUGCCUUCUUGCCCUGUGGGGAGAUGAGUAAGCGAAGGACUCCAUUUAUAAACCAUAGGUACAAGCUGCGAUGACGGCCCUUUCCCUCCUCCUCCGCCUCAAAAUCAUUUUAAAGUUCGGCGAACUUCAUAUUUCGCAGAGCUAAAAGCAAGACAAUUUCUUCCAUUGUGGCUAGUGUGGUGCGGAUGCUAGAACCCACCUUUACGCAUACACGAUGUCGUAAAUUGUAUGGCAAGUGUAAACGCGUGAAUCGAAUAUGGGUCACAAUUAAAAGAACGUGUAAACGGACAGGCAACGAUAUCAAACAUAGGCAGCAAAUCGGAAUUGGUCAUCAAGACCUGACAGUGUAAACAGGCCUUUGUGUCUAUGAAGUUUGGGGCAAUACUGGUACCGUAUUGAUACCGUUAUACUGAUGAGUUCAGGUCUGGGGAAGUCUGUCACCGGGCUGACUCUCCUGUACUUCAUUUGCAUGCUUUAAGAUUUGUGUCCACCUCUAUCUAUCACAUCCCGCUAAAAUGUGUAAAAUACAGAGCAACACUGCACUAUAUAGCGUUCUCGAUGACUGUAGUGGUGAGUUUUCAAUAAAAAUCCUGCUUCGAGAAA
This is a messenger RNA of Danio rerio (zebrafish), 2309 nucleotides long. Lineage: Eukaryota; Metazoa; Chordata; Actinopteri; Cypriniformes; Danionidae. The record is from RefSeq and is a predicted model, not a curated record.